Molecule: messenger RNA, 2366 nt
Organism: Spodoptera frugiperda (fall armyworm)
Lineage: Eukaryota; Metazoa; Arthropoda; Insecta; Lepidoptera; Noctuidae
Gene: SrpRalpha
Product: signal recognition particle receptor subunit alpha homolog
Exons: 10
Coding region: 86-1924 (612 amino acids)
Biological process (GO): SRP-dependent cotranslational protein targeting to membrane
Cellular component (GO): signal recognition particle receptor complex; endoplasmic reticulum membrane
Molecular function (GO): ATP hydrolysis activity; GTP binding; signal recognition particle binding
Source: RefSeq, a predicted model, not a curated record
UUUCUGUCAUACACAUUCCUACGUCGUGCGAACGAAACAUCUGUAAAGUGACUUUCUGUGUGAAUAAUUCAAAUAAUUCUUCAAAAUGUUAGAUUUAUUCAGCAUCUUUAGUAAAGGAGGAAUAGUGCUGUGGUGUUUCCAGAGCACAAGCGAAAUUUUUUCGCCAUCUGUGAACGCUUUAAUUCGUAGUGUGAUAUUACAAGAGCGUUCAGGCAACAAUACAUUCAGCCAUAAUGCCUUAUCACUGCAAUACAAACUCGACAAUGAGUUUGAGCUGGUGUUUGUGGUGGCGUACCAGCGCAUCCUGCAGUUAUCAUAUGUGGAUAAGUUCCUCAAUGAUGUCCACCUGGAGUUUAGGGACAAGUAUAAGAAUGAGCUGCAAGGAGGCCACCAUAUAAUGGACUUUGACUUUAAAACUUCUUUUGAGAAGGUGUUACGGGAUUGUGAGAAAUGGGCUAAAUCGCAAGCUAAGAUUCCAAAACAAAUGAGAACAUUUGAAGACUCGCAGAAGUCCAAAAAGACUGUUGCUUCAAUGAUUGAACGCAGGGGAGAAGAUAAGGGGAAGAAAUCUGUAAAAAUAGUAGAAUCUAAGAACCUAACCAAUGGCAAGGUGGAGGAGUCUCCGGACCAGGAAGAUGAUGUGAUUGCCAUGAACAGAGCCAAGAUGGCGCAGAAACUGGCCUCCAAGGGCAAGAAGGAGCUGCCCAAGAAAUCUCCAAAGAGUCCUAAGGUGGAGCGCGUGAAGCAGCCCCGCGUGUGGGAGCUGGGCGGCGGCACACGGGACCUGCCCUCGCUCGACUUCAGCACCGAUAAACCAGAGGACGCCGACAACCAGAUCACGCCUGAUACUCAGCUAGUGGGUCAGAUGGCGGGCGCUAUCCGCGACCUGGAGGUGGAGUCGGACGAGAGCAGCAGUGAGGAGGAAGAGGAGAGACCCGCGCAGGCCGCGCAGAAGAAAUCAGGCGGCAUGUUCAGCAUUUUCAAGGGGCUGGUGGGGUCUAAGGCUCUGACGAAGGAGUCGAUGCGUCCAGUGCUGGACAAACUUCAGGACCAUCUGAUUGGAAAGAACGUCGCGGCUGACAUAGCUACCAAGCUUUGUGACUCUGUUGCUACUAAACUUGAAGGAAGGGUGCUGGGUACAUUCGACAGCGUGGCCAAGACAGUGAAGGCGACGCUGACGGAGUCGCUGGUGCAGAUCCUGUCUCCGAAGCGCCGCGUGGACAUCCUGCGCGACUGCAUGCACGCCAAGCAGCAAGGGAGACCAUACGUUGCUGCUUUUUGUGGGGUAAACGGCGUGGGCAAGUCGACAAACUUGGCGAAGAUAUGUUUCUGGUUGAUAGAGAACGACAUGUCGGUGCUGAUCGCGGCGUGCGACACGUUCCGCGCCGGCGCCGUCGAACAACUGCGCACGCACACAAGACAUCUCAACGCGCUGCAUCCCGAGACCAAGCACAAUGGGCGGAAGAUGGUGCAUCUCUAUGAGAAGGGAUAUGGCAAGGACGCGGCCGGCAUAGCAAUGGAAGCCAUCCGUUACGCGACAGACUCGAAGAUCGACGUGGUCCUCAUAGACACGGCCGGCAGAAUGCAAGACAACGAGCCUCUCAUGCGGGCUCUGGCCAAGCUCAUCAAAGUGAACGAGCCAGACAUGGUACUCUUUGUAGGAGAAGCUCUCGUAGGCAACGAAGCCGUCGACCAACUUGUCAAGUUCAACCAGGCCUUGGCUGACCAUAGUUCCUCGUCGAACCCUCACGUGAUCGACGGUAUUGUGCUGACCAAGUUCGAUACUAUUGAUGAUAAGGUCGGCGCUGCGAUAUCUAUGACGUACAUCACUGGCCAACCGAUCGUGUUUGUCGGUACUGGGCAGACGUAUACUGAUCUUAAAGCUCUGAAUGCUAACGCCGUGGUACACGCGCUUAUGAAGUGAAUGUGUGGGAGUAGCGGGAGUGUAGCUGCGUGUGUUGUCUGUCUUUAAAGACUAUCACUGUCAUAGUUUGAGUGUUUCUUUCUGUUGAUUACAUACAAUAUUGAUCAAAAUAAAUGAAAUAGAAGACUUUUUACGGAAUGAUUAAGUAAUAUGUAAUAAUUAUGUAAUAUCUGCAAACAAUGAUGUUUAUAAUACACUAAAAUGGAUUAAAAGAUAUGUUGAUUUUAAAUCGUAUUUGUGUCGUUAUGAUUACUGAUAUAUUUAAAGUGCUACAAGUACUUGGAAUAGUCUCGAACCGACAUACAUUAUAAGAUGAGUGGAGUCAGCACACGUAGCUACGUAGACAGAUAUAUUUGCAAUGUAACGUAACGAUUGGUGAUCAUUUACAACCUGCGUUCAACCAUUGUUGUGGUGUGUUCACAAAUAAAUGUUUAUUUUCUUA